This is a messenger RNA of Candidula unifasciata, 1047 nucleotides long. The record is from the annotation of a GenBank genome assembly. Lineage: Eukaryota; Metazoa; Mollusca; Gastropoda; Stylommatophora; Geomitridae.
AUGGCAAAGGUGUCAGAAUACAGAAAUAAACUGGACAAUAUUGUCAACUCUACCCACGUUGGUUUAUGUCUGUGUUUAUCCAAAGAUGUGGGAAUCUUGCAAGUUCUGCUAGAUGCUCGGAAACCCCUGACGUCUCUCCAGAUUGCAGCCGAAAAAGAUUUGAAGGAAAGAUACGCUAGAGAGCUCCUUGACUGCCUGGCCACCGCUGAGAUCAUCCAUGCAUCUACUGACGAGUCUGGCGUUCUGGUCUAUCAGAUCCCGGAGGAUGGGAAGAAAGAAUUCAAGAGCCACCCAAUGGCCUUCAUUUCGUAUGCUAUCUCCAUGAUAAAAAUCUACGAUUCGAUUAAGUCUUGUUUACACAAUACAGGUCCAUACGGCUACAGAAUGACACCUGAAGCUUACGAUUCUGUCGAGGAACUGGGUGUCUGCCAGUUUGACGAUUACGUGGGCACAAUACUGAAAUGUGUUGAUGGACUCAAGGCAAAACUAGAAAGCGGGAUCGACGUCCUUGAAGUUGGCUGUGGAAAAGGCCGACUGUUGACCACCUUAGCUCAGAUGUUUCCCAGGAGCACCUUCACAGCAUCAGACAACGUCAAGUCUCUCCUGGAUGACUUGAAAGCUAGCCUGGGCCGGGUCCCCAACAUCAAAUGCGAUUUCCUAGAUCUGUGUUGUCCCACAUUUCCCUCCAGUAAACGAUAUGAUUGGGUGAACUGCGCCCACGUCAUCCACCACGUACCCAACCCUCCACAAGCGCUGAAGAACAUCAGAAAACUGCUGAAACCAGGGGGUACCUUCACCAUGAUUGACAUGGCCCCCUCUGGUAGUCCCAUUGGCGACAGGGGCAAUCUUUUCGUGGGAUGUCUGUAUGCUGUCAGCAUGUUCAUCUGCAUCCCUGACAGUUACCAAACGGAAGAUAGUCAUGCGAUGGGGUCCUGUUGGGGUAAGCAACAGAUUAUGGAGUUGCUGAGAAAUGCUGGGUUUGAGGUCAAAGUUGGAGUGAUUGAAUACCCCUUAACACUUUUUGCUUGCAAGUCAUACCUUGUCUGA